UAUAUAAGCCCUUCUGAGGAGGGUUUCGGGCUGAAAUGAUUCCACAAGCAACUUUACCUCUGGAACAGAGAUUCUCACUUGUCAAAGUGCUGUGGAUUACAGUUCUUGUUAUGAUCUGAGUUAUGAUAAGCUUGUCAUUGGUGUAGGGGCUAUCAGUAAUACCUUUGGGGUUCAAGGAGUGUCUGAACAUGCCUUCUUUCUAAAGGAAGUUGCCGAUGCUAGGGCCAUCAGGAAUCGUAUUCUCAGUAACUUUGAAUUGGCACUCCAUCCAAACAUGACCGAGCAGGAUAAGAGACGACUUCUUCACAUUGUUAUUGUUGGUGGUGGACCAACUGGAGUUGAGUUUGGUGCAGAGCUCCAUGACUUUGUUAGAGAGGAUGUUUCCAGACUUUACAAGGAAGAACAGAAGUUGGUCCAGGUGUCCCUUAUAGAAGGUCGUAAGGUACUGGGUGCUUUCAAUCAAAAGCUACAGCAGUAUGCUGUUAAGAAGAUUAAAGCUAGGAAACAGAUGGAAUUAUUACAGGCCAAUGUCAAUAAAGUGGAAGCUGAUGGCGUGACCUUGUCUGAUGGUAGAUUUCUUCCUUGUGGUCUAGUGGUAUGGUCAACUGGUCUUGCUCCACGACCCUUCACAGAAUCCCUUGAUCUACCUAAGAAUGCACAAGGUCAGUUAGUAACGGAUGAGAGGUUAAGAAUAGCAUCAGUAGAUGACAGCAGUGUCUAUGCAUUAGGAGACUGUGCUGAUAUAGUAGGCAAUCCUCUGCCAUGCACAGGCCAGGUAGCAGAAAAGCAAGGUCGUUACCUAGCUAAUCUGUUGGCCCACCCUGGACCUUUGGAAGACAUCCCUCCUUAUGUCUACAAAGGCUUUGGAAUGUUGGCCUAUGUAGGAGAUUACAAGGCUCUUACUGAGACACCUGCCCUCAAGACACAAGGAUUUAGUUCAUGGCUUUUGUGGCGAUCAGCAUACCUGACACGUCUUGGCAGCUGGCGGCUUCGUAUGCAGGUCCCCGUUGAUUGGACCAAGACUCUUCUAUUCGGCAGAGACAUUUCAAGGUUCUAGACCAGUCAUAAGAUCCAGAGAAGACUGUCUGAGUGAGCAUUAGAUCUACCAAUGGACUUGGCCCUUCUGUAUUUUUCCUGUAGCCAUGUGAGCAAGGGCUUCUGACAUGGAGAGGCAUCGUCAUAUGUGUCUGAAAGCUUGGGAAACAGACUUUGAUCAACUCUGGGGUUAGUUGCAAGAAACUUGCAACCAAUUACAAAUCAAUUUUAGGUCCUAAAAUUCAUCAGUAGUCUUCCAAUGGGUUGAUAGCUUGUUUCUUUCAAAGAUCUAUAAUAUAUCUGUAAAAUUGCACUUAGAGGAUCAGAGUAGCAACUAUAGUCGAUUAAUUUUUUCUUUCUGCCACAGGAUAUAGGCUAGCAAUUGCAAAGUUUGAUUAAUUGCAAUGCUCAUGAUUGAUUUUAGGAAUUACAUUUUAAUUGCAUUGAUUGGAAGUCUCUUACAAUGCUCUCUUAAGGAAUUAGGUCUUAUAGUUGUUGCAUUGCCUUGCUUUAUAUUUUAGCAGGUGGCUUUGAUGGUUUACAUUGAUUUGCAUCACAAGAAUAAUUAUAUCUUAUAGAUUUACUUUUCUAUUUAUUCCACCUCCCUUUUCCAUGCACUUAGCUCUUCUUCAAUUGAAGUACAUAUAACAGAACUACCUCUGUUAUUUCUUGUCUAAAUAAAGUUGGUUUUAUUUCUCAAUUUACUAUAGUGUAGGUCAUUCUACUAUGUACAGUACAUAAAAUGAGAAGUAUAGUGGCCAUGUGCAUUCCCAAUACCCAGACCACUCUAGAUAAUAAUAGUCUUUAAUUCCAUAGAUGUGUAUAUGGACCAGUGAGUUGGCAGUUGGGUGUAUAACCAUUAUGAUCUAGCCCUAUUCAAGCUGUUCUUUUAUUCCCAUGGACCAGUGAAUAGGCAUGCAGUUGGGUAUUACCAUAUGAUCUACUUCUAUGGGGGCCUAUUCAAGCUAUUCUUUUAUUUCCAGGGUCAUUUGGGUGUAUAUAGCUAAAUGAUUUAACUCUAUGGGGGCCUAUUCAGGGUAUUAUUCUUGAUUUCAUUUUGUUUGGCAAUCUGUCAAAUAUGGGGCCCAGUCGGGAUGAUCCCGGCUGAAGGUAUUUCUAGCUAAAUACAUAAAGUAACAUUCACUGAGCAAAAUGCCGAAAAUUUCAUCCAAAUCGGAUAACAAAGUUACUGAAUU
Lytechinus variegatus (green sea urchin) is the source of this 2231-nucleotide messenger RNA. Its product is annotated as internal alternative NAD(P)H-ubiquinone oxidoreductase A1, mitochondrial-like. NCBI's taxonomy places the organism in Eukaryota, Metazoa, Echinodermata, Echinoidea, Temnopleuroida, Toxopneustidae. The record is from RefSeq and is a predicted model, not a curated record. The transcript is spliced from 8 exons. Gene Ontology annotation, molecular function: NADH dehydrogenase activity. The coding region runs from base 275 to 1057 and encodes 260 amino acids.